Molecule: messenger RNA, 5713 nt
Organism: Girardinichthys multiradiatus
Lineage: Eukaryota; Metazoa; Chordata; Actinopteri; Cyprinodontiformes; Goodeidae
Product: mitogen-activated protein kinase kinase kinase 12-like
Exons: 14
Coding region: 288-3116 (942 amino acids)
Biological process (GO): JNK cascade; protein autophosphorylation
Molecular function (GO): ATP binding; JUN kinase kinase kinase activity
Source: RefSeq, a predicted model, not a curated record
GUGUGCGCAGAAUGCGACCUCAGAAGAUGAUGGAAAAGGAGGAGGAGGUGUAGGGAGCAAGGAAACGUUUAGUUUUCGCCCUGUUUACCGUUCACUGGAUUUAACCGCCGCUAAAGAGGCGCGUUGGAUGCAGAAGAGGAGAAGGAAGACACAGAAAGGAAAAAUUGCCCUCCUCUUAUGUGAUUAUUAUUUAAAAUAGGAUCCUAAACUAUCGAGGAAUAGACAUGCAAUCUACAGCGAUGGAGUCCUGGUGUCCGCACUGAGCCUCUAUUGCUUCGAUCGUUUUCAUGGCGCUCAUUCAUGAACCCCGUGCCUCUUCCCCCUCCCUGUCUGGCUUCAACACACCCAUCUCUGACCCGCCAUCAUUUCGUCGGCUCGAUGCCGAGACCCCCUGCACCCCAGAAAUGGACCUGACCCCAACCCAGUGCGUCCUUCGGAACGUCCUCUCCAUAGACACAGGGGGUGCUGUAGAGCCCGGAGGAGGAGGAGAGAGGAAGACUCCUGGGCACAAUCAGACACUUGGCGAGGAACAACAGGAGCACUUUGCCAACAGUGUGCUGAAACUCCAUGAGCAUGAGGGGACCAGUGGGAGGACAGAGGGAGAGGGGCAGGUUCCGGACGGCUCUGUGGUCAGGAGCCAGGCGGACAACGCCAGGUUGCAGUGCCAGUCCACAGGAGGCGGAGGAGGGUUUCUGGAAGGGCUCUUUGGGUGCCUGCGGCCUGUCUGGACUAUGAUUGGCAAAGCUUACUCUACAGACCACAAACAUGACCUGGAUGAGGAGUGGGAAGUCCCGUUUGAGGAGAUUUCGGACCUACAGUGGGUGGGCAGUGGAGCCCAGGGUGCUGUCUUUCUGGGCAAACUUCACGGGCAGGAAGUGGCUGUGAAAAAAGUGCGAAACAUCAAAGAGACUGAUAUCAAGCAUCUGCGGAAGCUCAAGCAUCCCAAUAUAAUCACUUUCAAAGGUAUCUGUACUCAGGCUCCUUGUUACUGCAUCAUCAUGGAGUACUGUGCACAGGGACAAUUGUACGAAGUCCUGAGAGCGGGCAGGAAGAUCACACCCUCCCUGCUCAUGGACUGGGCCAUGGGCAUCGCCGGGGGCAUGAACUACCUUCAUCUCCACAAGAUCAUCCACAGAGACCUCAAGUCACCAAACAUACUUAUCACCUACGAUGACGCAGUGAAGAUCUCUGAUUUUGGAACAUCCAAGGAGCUUAACGACAAGAGCACGAAGAUGUCUUUUGCUGGGACUGUGGCCUGGAUGGCUCCUGAGGUCAUCCGCAAUGAACCUGUUUCAGAGAAGGUGGAUAUUUGGUCAUUUGGCGUUGUGCUGUGGGAGAUGCUGACGGGGGAGGUGCCCUACAAGGACGUGGACUCCUCCGCUAUCAUCUGGGGAGUAGGAAACAACAGUCUGCAGCUGCCUGUGCCCGAUAGCUGUCCGGAUAGCUUCAAGCUGCUCCUGAAGCAAUGCUGGAACUGCAAGCCAAGAAACAGACCCUCAUUUCGACAGAUCCUCCUACAUCUUGAUAUUGCCUCUGCAGACAUUCUGUCUACUCCACAAGAAACUUACUUUCAGUCUCAGGCGGAGUGGAGGGACGAGGUGAGGCAUCACUUUGAGAAGAUCAAGUCUGAGGGCACGUGUCUUCACAGGCUGGAUGAGGAGCUCAUCAAACGACGCAGGGAAGAACUCAGACAUGCGCUGGACAUCCGGGAGCACUAUGAACGGAAAUUGGAGCGAGCCAAUAAUCUCUACAUGGAGCUUAACGCUAUCAUGCUGCAGCUGGAGAUCAAAGAGAAGGAGCUGUUUAAGAGGGAGCAGUCAUUGGACAAGAAGUCCCCCAGCUGCUUUAAGCACCACAGCUCCAGACAGUCGGCCUCCUCCAAUUCCAUGGAGAAGCUCAUGAAGAAACGCAACGUACCACAGAAACUACCUUCACACAGCAAGAGACCAGACCUAUUGAAGUCAGAAGUCAUCCUACCCAAACUGGACUUGUCUAUGACCCAGGUCACCAUCCCCAACAAAGGCUCCACCUCCCCUGGCCGUUCUCGCCGAGGAAAGCCUCGCUACAGGAAGGCCGGGAAGGGCAGUGGCAGCGACUUGGCUCAAUUGAAAGCCACUCUGUCAUCAUCUCUAGCAAUGAUCAACGCCACCUCAUCCAUUCCUAGCAGCAAGCACCGCCUAGACCCCACUGCGGCAAUCAGGGGCCUCCAGCAUGACCUGCUGCUCAAGAAGAUGUCCUCCUCAAGCCCCGAUCUCAUUUCAACCACGCUGGAGGCAGAGGGGCGGAGGAAGGGGCUGCUGAGGCCCGGGCUAGACAGAGCAGGCAGUCAGAGCGCCUCAGCUGGGUUAGAAGACAGCGGAGAGACGGAGGGGCCGAGGGAUGGGCAGGUUGUUGGUGUGGGGGGUGAUGACCUGGUGGAGACACCUCCACGGAGCAACACACCCAGCGAAGACGCAGCAUCCAUUCCAUUCUCUAGCAGCCCCGAUUCACCUUGUGGAAGAGGAGCAGCUGCAGGAAGAACAUCUGUACUGGGGAACUCUCGGGUUUCCCAUGAAGGAGAGAACAAGGAGGAGGGGACAGUGAUGACACGCUCACCCAGAAGUCAGCGCCGCCUCACACCUGCGGCGCUCCUGUACAGGGCGGCAGUCACACGCAGUCAGAGACGUGGACUGUCUUCAGAGGAAGAGGAGGGAGAAGUGGACAGUGAGGUAGAGCUGCCGAGAAGAAGGCGGACAGUGAGCAUCUCCAAAUGUCAAUCGCUGUCAAACUUUAGCCUAGAAAACUUAUCGGUGUCAGAUGGAGAGGAGGGAAACACCACCGACCACUCCCACAGUGGCACACCUGACGUAGUCAGCACCAACACAGACGAGCGCCUGGAUGACAAAAGCGACGACUUGUUGUCUCAGGGCUCAGAAAUCCCCGCAGACCCCUGUGAUCCGAGCCAGCUGGGCUCUGAUGGGCUGUCUGAAAGGGAAGCUGAAGUGCGACAAGUUAGGACGCAGCUUGCUUUGAGUGAACAUAAUUAUGAGAGCCUGUACGAUGACUCGGAUUGCGACAGUGCAGAACUGGACCAUUCAUGCAGCGCGGAGCCCAGCCAGCCUCAACCCAGCUGGUAAAAGCCAGACAUCUCUGCCCACAAGAUCUGUAUAUCUGUCCUCUGCAUCAUUCUUUUACUCUGUUAGCCAUUAGCAUGCCCACAAAAACAACCACUGGGGGCACAGAAUGAAGGAAGGAAACAAAAACCUUAUCAAAAAACCGGAAUUACAGAUCAAGCAGAUGUGAAACUGGAGGGUUAGCCGCUCUGACACACAACAGAUGGAGCAAUCUGCUUUCUGCACCAAAACUGCUUUGGUAAACGUUAUCACACUCCAUCUCAGCAAGAUACGCAGCAACCAGAGGGGCCACUACUCUAGACUCUCCGUUCAUGUCUCCUGCCAUCUUCCAUCUUGAUUUUUAUAUUUAUUUAUUUUAUACUAUUCAGUGAAAAUAUGAUUAGGAGAUUCUUUCAGGGUAUUUAUAGCAAGUGUGACCAGCACUUAUUUCCUAAGAUCUACUGUGUCAUAAUCCCUUUCCUUUAAACAUUAUGCACUUAUUAUUUACUGUGAAAUGACUGAAAACCUGUUUACAUUUUAUGUUGUUUGCAGUUAUUUAUCAUAGUUUUUGAUUUUCUACUUACUUUCAUUGUCACUGUUAAUAUAAAAUGUUGUAAAAUGAACAAAUGUUUUUAUACUUGAGAUUGUAUAAUUGAAGGUGCUGACGUUUCUCAGCAGGUGGCGCUAUUAUAUAAGAACCUCAAAGCUUUUGCUGGUAGAAUGUAACCUGCUGUUCAUGUCUGAUCUAAAACAAAAAGGAAGAAAACAGUAUUGCAGUACUGAAGUAUUUUGCAGGGGGAAAAAAUUUCUUUUUGAAGAGUUUGAAGGGUUUGUAAUAUUUAAAAAGCAUGCUUGUAAUAAAAAAAAAGUAUGCACAUUUAAGAUGUUUGGAUAUUUCAGUCCAGAGAAUAUAAUUUUCGUGAUUAAUUAAACCAACCCUUAGAUGAACAAAUGCUGAUAAUGUCUGCUUGUACAGGUGCAUCUCAAUAAACUGACAUCUGAAAGUAAAUUAUUUCAGUAAUUCAACACAAAAGGUGAAACUUGUGUAUUACAUAGAUUCAUUACACACGUCUAUAUUGUUUAACAAUUUAUUUCUGUAAAUUUUAAUGAAUACAACUUAAAGCCCAUGAAAACCCAUAACUCAGCCAUUGCACAAGAAAAAAAAUAGGAUAUAAAAUCUAGAAAUCUUGGGUUACUGUAUAGUAUUAUAUGCUCAAUACUUUGAAUUAUUUACUGCAUCAAUCUAGUGUGACAUGAAUCAGUCUGUGGCUCUGCAGAGGUGUUAAUGAAGACCAAGUUGCUUUAAUAGCGGCCUUCAUUCAGCUCAUCUGAUAGUCUGAUGUCUCAUCAUCUUCUUUUUGGCAAAACCCCCCAGUUUCUAUGGGACCAGGCAAGUUUCUGGCCAGUCAAGUACAGUGAAACCACCUCCAUUUAAGCAGGUACUGUUACUUUUAGCAGUGUGGGCAGUAGCAAAGCCAUGUUGAAAAAUGAAAUCAGCAUCUCCAUAAAGCUUUUCUAUCUUGCUUGUGCACCUUUUUUAAUCAAACUUUUUCCUUCCACUCAACUUUCCAUUUUUACGCUUGGAUACAGCUCACCGUCAUCUUUAGCAACUACCUUUUUUUGGCUUACUCUUUUUACGGAGGGUCUCAGUGACUGUCUGCAAUCUUCUACAUUAUUGUGUAGGACAUACAAUCACGUUGGUGUAUUAAAAUCAUUAUUCGUCUGUGGAACUGGGUUUGGGUUUCAUCAGCUCUAAGCUAUAAUCAUCCAAAUUAACCUUUUAUCACUCUGUAGGUAAUGAAUGAAUGAGUUUCAAUUUUUGAAAUAAUUUAGAAACCUUGUGAUGAUAUUCUAAUUUAUUUAGAUGCACCUGUAUUUAUACCCGGUUGGUAAAUAAAUUAUUAUUCGUUGUCAGUCUCACAAAUGUAGUGAAAUGUUUUCAGAUCAGACACAAAGGUUUUGUCCUGUUUUUACCAAAAUAUUUAGCAUUUUUACUGAAUGCGAGAUUGUUCUACAAAAGGUAAUGUAAACAGAAAGCAGCUUAAUUAUUUACAUUUAAUUGGGGAAAAAUGACAAAAUUUCAUCUUUGUUUUUUUUGCCAAGUCAUAAAAUUGGUAUGGACUGUUAAGAGAAACCAUGCAUAACGAUACUCGGCAUCAACCAAAAACACAAACUUUCCAAACUAUUAUUGUUCUAACGCUUGCACUAACAAUGCACUCUAAGCCCAGGAUUAGAGCCUUUCGCUUUUCAGUCAAGAAUCAAGUGAUCAUGAAAAUGGUGCUGUUCUCCUGUCUAACUUGCACUUCAGCUUAGAUCUGUUCCACAUAUCGAUACCCAAUCAGAACAUCUAAUAAGCUAAAAUAUGCAGCUUUUUGUCAGUCAGGUGUUUUGUUUCCAGUUUACAUUUGUAGAGUUUUAUAAUCCAUUUACACCCCUCAAAAUUUAAAGUUAGAAAUCCUUAAUUAGGAUUAAAAUGUUUUCAAUGAGCCAACUACUGCCCUCUAGUGCCCUGAACUAAUGUAACACUGAGCUGAACAAAAACAUUUUGUACUGCAUUAUUGUAACUGUACACUGAAUAUAUUUAAGAAAUAAUUUAAAAAUAAAAUCCAACUUGCAAAAUA